Messenger RNA from Cynoglossus semilaevis (tongue sole), 2582 nucleotides. It is a transcript of the gene ccdc197, whose product is annotated as coiled-coil domain containing 197. Lineage: Eukaryota; Metazoa; Chordata; Actinopteri; Pleuronectiformes; Cynoglossidae. The record is from RefSeq and is a predicted model, not a curated record. The transcript is spliced from 9 exons. Bases 622 to 1779 code for a protein of 385 amino acids.
ACAACAACAUUUGAUCAGAUAAGCUGAAUAUUUUAGAGCAGGGCUUUCAAAUUAAUUUUAUUUCAGGGGUCAAAUACGGCCUAAUUAGAUGUGAAGUGGGCCGGACCAGUAAAAUCAUGACACAAUUUAUAUAUUUAAUUUAUUUUCUUCUUUCUUUUUCUUAAGUGCACCUGUAUCUGAAGCAGCAUUUUAAAGGAAUUAGCCAUGCUUUGUUUUUGCUCUUGAAACUUCCUCUAUUCUGACUAACACAGGGCGCCCGAAGCGGAUGAUUUAGAAUAGCAUUUUAUUGUGAGUGCAUGGCUUGCAUUAAUUUUUUUAACCUUCAAAAUUCAUCAAGCGGGCCAGUUGAACCCCCACGUUUGACACUUCUGUUUUAGAGACACUGACUACGGUAGUAACUCGGUUCAAAGCCUACGUUUCUAUAACGCUCAUUUACGCCGUAAAGCAAAACCGUCUACGUUACUAUAACAACGACGACACAACAGUUGUCCGGUCAGUUACCGGGCAACGGACAAAAAAACAUUCGGAAAGAAGCGUCGAUCCUUUUGAUCGUGAAAAAACUUAAGUACUUUUUGCAUCAAAUCAUUAGGUUUUCUGUAAAUUAAAUUUCUAAGGAAAAACAUGGCGACCUCCUCACUUCCGUUCUUAGAUCACGGAGACCCGCGACUAAAACUGAAAGUGGAGAACCGAAUCAGAAAUGUUUUUGUGACACAGUCAGCAGACUUAAGACCUGGACAGGAGAAGGACGUCGUCCAGAUACCGGUGGUUACAGACGCGCCUGGUAGAGUUCUUGAGGCAGGAGUGAACACUUUGCAAAAGACUUUAGUUCUGAAGAAACAGGCUGAGUUGGAUGAGGUGGACCAGCGACUGGCAGUCAGACGGCAGGAGUUUAAGAACAGUGUGGUGGAUUUAUCACAGAGAAAAUCCGACCUGGAGAUGAAGUACCAGUUGACCAAAGAAAGGGCGAUAAAAUUUGAAAAGUUUGUGACUGAAAAUGAAAUGAAACGGCAGAGGGCAAUGAAGAAGUAUGGAGAAGCACGGGAGCAGAACGUGAUGAGGCAGAGAGAGAUUGAGGAGCUGACAGAGCAGCUGAAAAAGCUUCGGGCUAGACAUGAAGUUUUAAAGGAGAGAAUGACAAAGUACCAAAUCUAUGAAGACUACUUGAUGAAAACCCUGAACUACUUUCCUCGCAAUCACUUUGAUAAUGGCUCUGACUCCUUGGUCAUGCCAAUCAUUCAGCGUCAUGAGACCCUGUCCGUCACCAACCAGGAGCUGCUGCAACGUCUGGGGCGUCUGGAAGAAGUAGUGGAGGAGGGUCAGCAGAAAUUGCACUCCAUGAAGCAAGAACAUGGCACCAGGAAGCUGAAGGUGAACAAAGAAAUCACAGAACUGCAGGCUGAGUUAGACAUGCUGAAGGAGAAGAACAAACAAGCUGAGGUGAACCUGCUGAUGAUGCACAGCCUGUCCAGAGAGAAGGUUGAGGAAGUAGGAAGCCUUCUUAUGGCCAUCAACAACCUUGCAGAGCAGUGUUAUUUACCUGAUUAUGGAGCCCUGGAGGACAUGAGUGUUCUGACAAUGUUGGACAUGGUGAAGGAAUACAUCCUGGAUAAGGCAGACACAGAGAGGAGAGCAAGACGACUGAUGGAGUCUGGAUCGGCAAUGACAAGCAGGACCGCUUUUACAGAUAAAAGAGGGAGAGCCUCGACGAAAAGCUCAGGCAGCAAGACACAAAUGAAUAGUUCGAGCAGAGUCAGCAAAAAGAGCGAGACGAUGGCCUGAUAAAAUUGAUUCGAUUUUUUUUAUAUAUGAUGGAUUUUUUAUAGUACUGGCAAGAAUAGGUUCAGUUGAGCUUGUGCUUUAAACUUUUUCUGUGUUAAGUACACUGAAAAAGCAAAUAAAAUAAAAAGUCAUAUAUGUUUUCUGGGUUUUUUUUCUUUUGAUGUUGUGAGACAAUAUUACUUCUGUCACAGCUUCUCAGUGAGGACAAUGAACAGGGCUGCUUGAAUAAUGUUAAAAAGGUCUAAACUAUUAAGUGCUAUUUUGUUUUACAUGUUUUAGUAUUUUCCCCUCACCUCAGCCUGCAUCUGUUAAAAGCUUUGACAAGUGUAGGUAAGGGUAGCUUCCAACCUGAUAUAAUUUAUAUUAUAUAAUGAAUCAAAUUGAUUAUAGGAAAAUAGGUGCACUUAAGAUAUUGAUUAAAAAUGUUAAGCAUUCAUGUAAUUAUAUAUUAGUCUAGUAUCAUAAGGCCAGUAGCCCAUAUAUUUAAAAACUGUUAAAACAUGACCAUCAGCGCAAAGACCUCCUGUGCAUGUUCUUUUUACAACCAGUCCUGAUACCAGACACCAGUUUAAGUACCUUUAAAGUCUUGCAUCUGUCGUUUUGGAACAUUUGUAUUCCUGCCCUCAAUUAAACGUUCUGGUUAAAAAACACACAGCCUAUUUAAACAUCACAGUUUAUUAUUGUACCAAAGAUUGUAUGUGAUUGUUAUCAUUCUCUGGUCAUAACGUAAAAGUAUAGCAUGAAGUAAAUGCUCAAGAUAGUAUGUCAUUAAAAUGGAAAACAAGUUAAAAUGCUAGUCUUGU